This is a messenger RNA of Grammomys surdaster, 834 nucleotides long. RefSeq names its product armadillo like helical domain containing 2 (gene Armh2). The coding region runs from base 1 to 717 and encodes 238 amino acids. Lineage: Eukaryota; Metazoa; Chordata; Mammalia; Rodentia; Muridae. The transcript has 2 exons. The record is from RefSeq and is a predicted model, not a curated record.
AUGGACUCUGAACACUCGACUAUUUGUCAACAAAUUGGCAAUACUUGCAGACCGAUAUGUCAGUUCUUCAGAACUCUGUGUGAGUGCCUCCAAAGUUUCUGGGAUGAUAAUGUGAAGGGCCAUUUUUUUCCUACCACACCAGAGGAAGAGAAGCCAAAGUCUACAACUGAGAGCAUUUUCCACAAAGAAAAAAUUGUGGAACUCGGCAACCUCCUGAAGAAUACAGGACAGUCGCUUGACAAGAGAGCUCAAGCUGCCCAGAAAAUCGGACUACUGUCUUUCACAGGAGGCAGGGGUGCUGCACAGUUUGCCAGUGAGUACAUGGAAGAUGUUGCUUUCAUGCUGCAGAAAGAAAAGUUGAUGUCAUUGAAGACAAAGAUCCUGCUGAUCCAGAGUGUGGCAUGUUGGUGCUACUUAAACCCUGAAAGCCAGAGGAUGGCCAAACAACUGGAUUUUAUUCCUAUUUUUGUCAAUAUCUUGGAGACUCCUUUUGAAUCUACCAACAAACAAGAAAUAAAGACCCACCGCCUCCUCCUGUUUUGGAUCUGCUAUGCCCUCACAGUCAUGACUACUAACAACUUACCUAUCAUAAAGGAGCUGAGAUCUUACAGAUCUCUGAAAUUCCACCUACAGAUCUUGGCUAUGGAGAACUGGUCUGGGUGGUCUGAAAAUUUUGCCCAGGUCUUAUAUUACCUAGUAGGUUUUCACAGAAAUUAAAUUUUUUUUGUCCAAUUACAUGAUUCAACUAUCCUGGUGCCAUGCAUUACCCGAGAAACCUGAAAUAAAGUCCAUAGAUUAUUCUACAGUGUUGUCUUUUGCAGUUAACACUGAAAU